AUGCUUGACUUUGUCAAUGAUAAAUCAUAUUACCACGAAAGAGCUUAUAAUUUUAGACAGUGCGUGUACAAAGAGGCAAUGCUGGACGCAACAGCCAAGCUUCCAUCAGGCAUCCUAAGUGGAAAUGGGAACCAAUAUGGCGACUUCGACGAAUGCCUUAGCAUUGAUAGCGCAGUACGUGGAAAGUACUGCCUGGCUUCGCUGCAAGUUAACUUAGCGGACAUUGGUCAUAGCAAGUUAGACUAUUUGGUGCACAGUGGCCAUUAUAUUAGGAGUAAUAUUACUGAUAUGGGUCACAGAGUACCCAGAUACUCCAGUCUGCUAUGGGGUGUCUGUAUACCAAGUUCUUGCAGUAGCUUCGACUUGGAGGAGGAGCUUUCACACAAGCUGUCACAUCUUGGAGUGACUGCUAAAGUACAAAACACUAUGUGUACUGUUAAACACUUUAAGCGGCCGUACUCCUUUGGAAAAUCUCUAGCUAUAGCAUUUUUCCUCGGAGUCCUACUUCUCCUUACCUUGGGAACUAUUUUCGACGAUGGCAAGGAGGGUGCAACGAAUUUUGAAAAGUUACUAAACGCGUUUUCCUUGAAACGCAACCUUCGCAAAGUCUUCGAUCUUUCGGAUUCCCCUACAAGAGUCAAGGGGGUGGAUGUAUUUAGAGGCAUGAACGCGUUUGCGCUACUCGUGGCUCAUAAGUCUAUGGCAAUGGCGCAUAGCCCUUAUGUCAACAAAGCUAGUUAUGCAGAGGUAUUCGGAAUGCCUUGGGCUGUGAUUGGUAGAUCGGCGAUCGUGUACACCGACAGUUUUCUCUACCUCAGCGGGUUUUUGAAUGCCCACAACCUAUUGCAAGAUCUAGAGAAAAGGGGAACUAUUGACUUUAAGAGCAGGCUCCUAUCUAGAUGGUUCAGACUGUUUCCACUAUUCUUGAGUCUGAUGUUGUUCUGCACCUACAUCCUGCCUGACCUCAACAACGGACCCCAGUGGAACCUGGUGGUGGAAGAACAUGGCCGAGUUUGCGAAAAGAAUAUGUGGAAGAGUUUCCUUUUCAUACACAACUACUUUGGAUUUGAGGAAAUGUGUCUCACUCACACCCAUCAAAUAGGCAUUGACAUGCAAUUGUACGUGGCAACGUUCCCUCUGAUGCUCAUUCUGUGGCGGUUCCGACGAACUGGUCUUGCGCUAAUUGUGGCCAUUGCAGCAGGUUCUACGGCACUGAGGUAUUUGGCCAUACACUGGUAUGACAUCAGCAUGUUCGUCUACUAUGGAAUAUCAGUAUCAAAGUUACUAGACGCAGCGAGGUAUUCCUACAUUCUUCCAACACACCGAGCAACCAUUUACCUCAUCGGAGUCUUGAUGGCGUAUUUCAUCAAAUCCAAAAAAUCUCGCGUCAAUCUCAGUGAUACUCAAUCCAGAUUAGUAUGGUUCGUUUGCUGGUCAGUAGCGGCCUUCACAAUAGCCAGCCCUUACAAAAUGGGUCUUGAAGGGUACAACUAUGAGCACUUCCAGGCCGCUAUGUUCGCUGCGUUUGCGCCGAUAUUAUGGGGCCUCUUCAUGAGUAUUGCCCAUUGGGCUAUUUGUAAUGAUUAUGCAGGUAUCGGAACGUCAUUCGUAGAGUCGCGAGUGUUCAAGUUCUUCAAUAAGAUCGCAUACAGUGUCUACCUAACUCAGUUUCCCAUAUUCUUCUACAAUGUUGGGGUCCAAAGACAUGCUGAGUACUAUUCUCCUUUCUUACUGAUUCAGGUCCCAGAGAUGGCAGUAGUGCUGGUGAUAUCUAUAAUGGCAACCGUCGCCAUUGAAAUGCCUUUUAACCAAGUGUAUAGGAUAUACUUCGGAAACUCACAGACAAAGAUAAAGGAGAAGUGA
Pieris macdunnoughi is the source of this 1863-nucleotide messenger RNA. The record is from the annotation of a GenBank genome assembly. NCBI's taxonomy places the organism in Eukaryota, Metazoa, Arthropoda, Insecta, Lepidoptera, Pieridae.